AUGGGCAAGCGUGUGCACUCGUCAAUCAAUACGGAAGGCCGAAACCCCCAGAGCACAUCCAUCCUGGUGCAGGGGGCCCCACCCAACCCACCAGGAUAA
This is a messenger RNA of Phytophthora nicotianae INRA-310, 99 nucleotides long. RefSeq lists its product as hypothetical. The record is from RefSeq and is a predicted model, not a curated record. The coding region runs from base 1 to 99 and encodes 32 amino acids. The transcript has a single exon. NCBI's taxonomy places the organism in Eukaryota, Oomycota, Peronosporomycetes, Peronosporales, Peronosporaceae.